Molecule: messenger RNA, 1926 nt
Organism: Pocillopora verrucosa
Lineage: Eukaryota; Metazoa; Cnidaria; Anthozoa; Scleractinia; Pocilloporidae
Product: myosin-1-like
Source: RefSeq, a predicted model, not a curated record
CCCUGUUGUUGCGUGUUUGAGUCGUCCAGAGUUAUGACAGUUUCUGUUGUGUUGUGUGAUAAUCCCUUUAAGCCCCCUGGCGUCUUACAGAGCUCACAGUAUAAGGUAUCAUCACAGUCAGCGGACAAGAAGCGUAAUCGUGGAGUUUACCUCGUCCUGGACGCAUUUAUUCGCGAAAAUAUGCUCCGGAGGUUGUUCAGCUUUCGCAAAUCAAAGCAGGAAGACGAUGACAACGCCGAAUCUCAGAAAGAAAAUGUUGACCCAAACUCUCAGCUUCAGGAACUUGAAGCCGCUCAACCAGUCAUGAAAGCAAACCAGCCGAUGUCGUGUAUUUUGAAAUCUACGUCAGACGUAAAAGCGAUUAGAGAAUCAUAUGAGGGCAAUUACAUUGAACCAAAUGUCCCUGACUCAGUCGGUAAACUUGACGACAGAGCCGAGGAGAGAACUUUGGAAAAGAAGCAUGAAAUAUCCGAAUUGUGUUUAGUGUUGGAAUCUUCGACGCUUUCUGAUACAGAGAGCGAGACGAAAGACAGUGAGUGUAUCAAGGAUGAACUCUCUGUUUUAGACGAAUCUGAACGGUGUGACAGUUCAACAUCUACAGAGGACAAAGAAGAGAGCGGCAUCGAGCAAGACUUCGAACCAGCCAUUGCGAACCAGACUUUAAGAACAAAUACUGAGCAGUCAACUACAGAACUAAAACCAAAUUCCGUCAGUCUGGAUAAGAUUGCCAAUAGUUACCGGAUGACUUUAAAUCCCAUAAACCUUAAGUCGCAUCUGACACGAAACGAUCGAAUCAAAACAUCAUUGACUCGAAAUUCUCAACGAGUGCCAGACGAGAUGAAGCAAAAGAAGAACAGCUGUAACAGUUACCCUGAGAAAUUUCCUUCUAUUGUACCCUCCAAAGGGUUUCAAAGACAGUUUUUUCCUCAAAGAGUUCAGCAUUCCAGGGCACUCUCCGUUAAACCAACUCCACGACAGGCCCGUCGAAAUAAGGUCCCGGAAUUGUUUGGGGACAUAAUCAUAAAGGAUCAACGCAGCGCCACGUCUAAGUAUCAGUCUCCUAUAAGGAAAGGUAUUUUAAAAUAUCCCGGUAACUCUAAAUCUUCGGCUGCAGGAGUAAGGUGCGCCGCAGCGAUGCCGAAGAAAAACAAAGCUAUGUCACAGAAAGAUAAAAAGAUGUCACUGUCGUCAGAUAGUGGGCUCAGCGACAACGAAGGUUCCAGCGGUGAUGAACAAAAGCGCAUACCUGUCAAGAAAAUCUUCAGUAACCAACAGGCUCUGCGGAAGAGAAUAGAUGAUUUAAAUGGGAUGUUGAAGACAAUGGAGCAACAGAGGUCUGAACUGCAGUCCGUAUUGCAGAUAGUCAAUGACUGGACCGAGGAUUUACGCGCGGUUAACAGAACCAAUUUAGGUGUCCCAUACAUACGGGCUAUCAAGCAGUUGCUGGCCAAACAGCACAUUGCCUUGAGCAGUAGGAAAAGUGACUUUAAUAAACGAAUUGACAAGCUGAAGGACGCUGAAGUUCCCUUCACAGAAGAGCUGGGUACUUUGAUUCAGCAGCUACGUCAAGAAGUCACGUGCGUUGUUAGAGAUCAGCGAAAAUACAGUGCAAGAAGCAUUGAGAAUAUUCGUCAGCUCCAAGGAAGAAUUAUUGGAACCUGUUCGGCAAUUCUAGCUGUCUAUUAUGAAGAAUGACCAGUAAAACUAUUUUCUGUAACAAAAUGUGGUACGCACGGAUCCCCUAUAACACGAACAUUUUGUAGAUUUUUUUACCAGUACAGCGAGAUAUAUAGCAAUGAUUGAGCCUAUCUGGCCGGAUUUUUUAGACAUUUCCAUUUCUUAUUUUGCGCAGUAGUUUAUAGUAACUGAUCAGUUUUCAAGGCAAUUUUUUAGUCCACCCACAUGUCCGUAAUUUCUUCAACAAUU